AUGAGUGGAUACAUUGGUAGAGAAGAUGUUAUUUGCAUGUUAUUAAAUGCAAAUAAGCAAGAACGAACGGAUCCAGUCUUUAGAACACACUUACGCUUUUUGAUUAGUGUGCUUAAAAAUGCGGAUUUGAAUGGAGACACAAAAAUCAACUUUCAAGGCAAGAAAACUAGGGAAACUUAA
Molecule: messenger RNA, 180 nt
Organism: Meloidogyne enterolobii
Lineage: Eukaryota; Metazoa; Nematoda; Chromadorea; Rhabditida; Meloidogynidae
Source: the annotation of a GenBank genome assembly